Cladophialophora immunda is the source of this 1995-nucleotide messenger RNA. RefSeq lists its product as uncharacterized. The record is from RefSeq and is a predicted model, not a curated record. The transcript is spliced from 2 exons. Gene Ontology annotation, biological process: polyphosphate catabolic process. Gene Ontology annotation, molecular function: endopolyphosphatase activity; exopolyphosphatase activity. Bases 1 to 1995 code for a protein of 664 amino acids. Gene Ontology annotation, cellular component: membrane; fungal-type vacuole. Lineage: Eukaryota; Fungi; Ascomycota; Eurotiomycetes; Chaetothyriales; Herpotrichiellaceae.
AUGGUCCGCCUUGCCAGCUACCUGCUGCUGUUCGCAGCUCUCGGGGCGGCAGCGCCUCCAAACAUUCCUUGGAAAGAGGAUGGCUCACAGCAAGUGAUCGGCGAGCCGUCGACGUCGAGAUCGCAGCCUGCACCUAGAAAGCUCCGGGGUAAAUUCCUGCACAUCACAGACAUCCACCCCGACCCUUUCUACAAGCCUAACUCCGAUCCUGACGAACAAUGCCAUUCGGGCCAUGGCAACGCCGCAUACUUUGGAGCAGAAGUGACCGACUGCGAUACGCCUCUGAGCCUGGUGAAUGCCACCUUCCGAUGGAUUGAGGCCAACCUCAAAGACCAGGUCGAUUUUGUCGUCUGGACCGGCGACUCCGCCCGCCAUGACAACGACGAACGCCUUCCCCGAUCAGACAAGCAGGUGCUCAAGCUCAACCGAUUUAUUGUAGACAAGUUUGUCGAGGCUUUUGGCAAACCGGACAACAUAGACGACCCGGACCCAACCAAUGAUUUCGUCGUCCCCAUCGUUCCCACCUUUGGGAACAACGAUAUCCUCCCUCACAACAUCUUCACCCCCGGGCCGAACAAGUGGACGCGAACCUACCUGGACGUCUGGGACCGCUUCAUACCACAGGCACAACGUCAUUCAUUUGCAAGAGGUGGCUGGUUCUUCACAGAAGUUAUACCCAACAAACUAGCGGUCUUUAGCCUCAACACUCUGUACUUUUUCGAUUCGAACUCAGCAGUAGACGGCUGCGACUUAAAAUCCGAGCCAGGCUACGAGCACAUGGAGUGGCUCCGGAUCCAACUACAAUUCCUCCGCGAUCGAGGCAUGAAGGCCAUCCUUAUAGGCCAUGUGCCACCGGCCAGGACCGAAAGCAAACAGAAUUGGGACGAAAGCUGUUAUCAGAAAUUCACCUUGUGGAUGAGACAGUAUCGAGAUGUGAUUGUCACCUCGAUCUUUGGGCAUAUGAACAUCGAUCAUUUUAUGUUCCAGGAUGUCAAGGAACUGCAUUACAAGUUCAAGAUCAAGGGUAUCGAUGACGGACCUGGCAAGAUCAAGCGCCUCAAAUCACAACCAAAUGACACCUUUUCCAUUGCCGCCAAGGCACAAUACUUGAAUGAAUUGAGGUCAGGCUGGUCAGAACUACCCAGCCCGCCAGCCGGACAUUCAUAUAUGUCUCUGGAUAGGGUAGAGAUUCCAGAUGAUAUUAUCGAUGCUCGAAAGAAGGACGAAGGGAAAGAGCUCGCAAAGUUUCUGGAAGCCAUCGGCGGACCGUGGGCUGAGAGAUUCAGCAUGUCUCUGGUGUCUCCGAGCGUUGUGCCCAACUUCUUUCCCACUCUUCGAGUUAUAGAGUACAACAUCACAGGGAUGGAAAAUGACCACCCAGCCGAGGGAGCGAUUGGAGAACCUGCACUUGAAACCCAUCUCGAUGACCAGACGAGUGAAGAAGUGAUCUCCGAAGAUGAGUCUGACGAAGACAACGGCCCAGAAGACGAUAUCCACGACCUGAAGAAAAAGAAGAAAGGCAAAAAGGGGAAGAAGAAGCCGAAGAAACCCAAGUUCCCAGUGCCGAAACCACCAUCCAAAACGUCUCCUCCUGGUCCGGCUUAUUCUCCUCAAUCGUUGUCUCUACUGUCGUUCACGCAAUAUUACGCCAAUCUGACCGAAAUCCACGAGCAGAUGCACGCGGACAAGUCCUCGAAAAAGGAUCGCUACAAAUACUUCCAAUACGUACCGGAGUAUACUACGAACAAUGACAGCGCAUAUCAGAUGAAAGACUUGACCGUGCGGUCGAUGCUGGAUCUGGCCGAGAAAAUGGGACGGGACAGCCUGAGGUCGAUCGUUACAGACACCGAGCAUGGGGGGAGCGAUGCUGAUUCCUCCACGAAAAGGGGUGACAAGAACAAAACCAAGCGUCGCAAGAAUCACCUAUGGAAGGUGUUUAUCAAGCGCGCUUACGUGCAUACCAAACCUGACGAUGAGAUCGAUCAGCAGUUUUGA